Messenger RNA from Tetrahymena thermophila SB210, 1665 nucleotides. RefSeq names its product transmembrane protein, putative. The transcript has 6 exons. Lineage: Eukaryota; Ciliophora; Oligohymenophorea; Hymenostomatida; Tetrahymenidae. The record is from RefSeq and is a predicted model, not a curated record.
UUUUAAAAUUUGAAUUUUAGUAAAAAAAAUAAGAAAAAAAAGUAAAAAAUGUCAAGCCUUUUAGAUAAUAAAAUGUCCAAUAAAAGCAUAGAAAUUUAUUGCUAAGAACAUAAAGAUAAGAUCAUAUUUUUAUCUUAUCGCUAAUAAAACUAGUAGCCUCAAAUAGAAAUAGAGUGCCAAACAUGUAGAGCAUCUAAAUAAAAAUAGACUGAUUGGAUUUAUGUUGUACUAUCCUAGCUAUUUUAAAACAAUAAAAACGAAAUGAUUUACGGAUUUCCUCCCUUUAAAGAUGAUGAAUUUUUGAAAGCUUAUUAUGAAAAAAUAAAUUAUAACUCAUAGAUAUAGUAAGAAUCAUUAGAAGAGAUUAAACAAAAAUUUUAGGCAAUCAAAUAAGAAGUUAUAUAAAAACUUGAAAGUAUUGAAAUGUAAUUUUUCAAGCAAUAUGAAGAUUGCAUAAAACAAUCCUUAAGUUAUUAAAAUGAAAUAUAUUAAAUGUAGUAAAGAGAUGAACUGAUAAGUUUAGUUUCUGAAAACUUAAAUGUCGAUUAAAAAUUAUAAGAUUUUUUCAAGAAAUAAUUUUAAAACUUAGAAAAUAAAGAAGCUGUUUUGAAAGAUAAGAUUAAUGAGUAUUAAAAACUAGUUGGUAAGAGCAUGGAUUUUAAUGAUAUCAAUUAAAAUAUACUCUAAUUAGAACAUUUAUGCUAAAAUCUAAAGUCCUUUUUAGAUACUAAAGAAGAUAAAAUGGAUAGUAUCUAGGAAACAACUAGAAACGUUAAUCAAAAAAUAUUAAAUUCUGAACUUAAAGAAUUUUCAUUAAUAGAUAAAUAAGAAGAGUUAAAUCUAACCAAGGUAUUUAAGAAUGAAAUUUAAAAAAUUGAAAAUGAAGAUAUCACUAAUCAUUCAGAAUAAGUUCAUUUGUAGUCAAUCAGUUAGAUUAGUAAUAAUCUUUAAAGUCAAUUGGAAAACUAACUUGAAUUUUAAGUGGAAUAGGUUGUGGAGAAAUAAAUUGAAAAUAAAUAAGAAAAUAAUGAGAUAAAUUAAAAUUUUAAAGAAAAUCCAAUUGGAUAGUAAUAAAUUAAUGACUUAUAUUAAGAAGAAUAAGUGCAAAACAUGUUAAAUCAUAACAAUGAAGGCAUGAAUAGUUAACAUUUUACAUAUUAAAUUUAUGAAAAUUAUGAUUCUAAAGAGGACAAUGUUGACGAUGACAAUAAUGAUGAAGAGAAUAAAGAAUAGAUUAAUAAUUUAGAAGGAUAAGAUUAUUAAAAUGAUGAAUGUUUAAAUUCAGAAAAUUUUAAAAUAAAUUAGGGAGAAAUUAUAGCAAAAAAAGAUUUGAGAGGAUAAAUAGAAAUUUUUAUCAACCAGUGUAAUUAUUAUCUUUAAAAUAUUUUAGAUAGAUGCGAAUACAAAUGGGAAACAUUAGAACAAAUUAUAGUAAAAUAAAACUAGUUUUUAGCAUAUUAACAUGAUUAAAUAUUUUAAAUCAAAAUAGUGGGGAAAUAUCACAGUAAAUUUUUAUCAUCAGCAUCACACAAUAACUUAACAUUUUUAAAAAUAUAUCUUAAGGAAAAACUUGUAAUUUUUUUAUUAUUUAUUGCAAUAAAUAUUUAUUUAAAAUAUAUAAAAGUUUUUAUUAAUGAUUUAUAAAUUUUAAUCAUUAUAGAUUGA